AUGAACGAUCUCAAACCUGCCGCUUUUUUUUCAAUUGUGCUGUGCUUCUCUUCUCGCGAUUACUGUGUCUCGUUUGUUAAUGACAGAAAUAAAUCAUUAAAAGUUGAAGUUCGUGACCUGAAAUCUGACGAAGAGUGGCACGGCUGUUUCUCCUCUGAUUAUAUUGAAGAACUUACGAGGAAAACCGGUAAUUACAAGAGUUAUGGGAUUUUUGUUACGAUGCUCUAUGCUGUUUCCUUUAAUAAAUCGAAGUCCCUCAUUCUUGAUCUUGUUGAUUACGAGGAUCUUGAAAACUUCCGAAAAUCCAAUAUGAUUAAUGAGAAACCUCUGGUUUUGCAACCUGAUCGUCAGAGACGACCACAGCGUCGUUACCUUAUAUUGACCUAUAUAUCCGACUUUGAUAAAACAUUUUAUCCAUUGCCUCUCACGUAUGUGGGCGUUGUUGAUAGAGCAAAGCUAAUUAAGCAAAUUAGCAAGUUACGGGACGCGCUCUAUAACGAACGGUUCGAAGGGGGAAUACGUGGUGAAAAGGACACAGUCUGCAGUGUGAAUCGCCUAAAAAUGGAGUACGAAAACAAUGCGUCCAAACUAAGAAGUCGCUCGGCCAGCACAGACAGCUCGAGUUACCUGGGCGGCAUAUCGAAGAAAUCGCAACGCGCUGUGUCUCCGUCCCGAUCACGAAAUCGAUACUCACGGGACUCCGUUCGAUCGCUGCCUGUCUCAGGACCUCGUUCACACAAGGAUAGCAAUAAGUUUGUUACGCCACCUUCACCCAAACGAAGAAGUCGAGCGCGUUCCGCCAACUCCGUUGGUUCUAUCCACAGUGCCAUUUACAGCUCAGUCCAUCUUUUUGCUACAGAGAAUCGUUUUGACCCGACAGCGUUCGUGCAAAAGCAACGUCAGAAACGUCAGGAGGCAAAACAGAAGAAAAAACCCGACGAGGUCUCGCGUCUUCGUCGGAAGUCGUCGUCACCAUCUUUGGUUGUCAUCUCAAAGUGCAUCGAACCGUGCCGCGACGAGACUCGCCGAGUUCGUGACACUUCAAACGACUUUGUGCGCGAUCUGCGUUCGCACCGACUGUCACCUCUGUCAAACCGGUUUCUAGACGCGCCAGACUUCCUGCUGUCCGAUGUUGAGGACAGGUAUCGCGCGUCCAGCUACGGCGUCCGCCAGCGAACCCCUCCACACGGCAUCGAUGACUUUAAUUUAAGCGAGUGUGAUUCACAGUCUAGUUGUUCUUCGCUAAGACAACCAAACGACUAUCGUUGGUCCAAAAGUCGAGGCAAGCAAAUCAGGGAGGACAACUGUUGUUCGGACCAGAUGAAUCGAUCCAAAAGUUCCUCGUCUUGUCGCGAUUCCGUCCUCGACUGUGAACUCGGUGAAAUGCAUCGACGCCUCGACAAGUUGCAGGGUUUCUUCAAGAGCUACUUCACAUAA
Mesocestoides corti is the source of this 1437-nucleotide messenger RNA. The record is from the annotation of a GenBank genome assembly. Lineage: Eukaryota; Metazoa; Platyhelminthes; Cestoda; Cyclophyllidea; Mesocestoididae.